UCUUAUCUUUCUCCACGCCUCUUAGGAAUCAUGGUGAGCAAGGAGGGCGGCACAUGCAUGCUCACCAACUCCGAGUCUGACUCGGAGGCGGCGGUGGCACCCUUGCCCUCUGCCACGCUAGCUCUGCAAGUCAAGUAUUCACUGGACGCUAGUCGACAGGUGAGGAAGCGGAACAAGGCCCUCCAAGUGCGUUUCAAGGAUAUCUGCGAGGCACAAAAUGAGCAGAGGGAAGCCGACUUGGGGAAGGAGGGCAAUCCUCUGUCUUACAAAGCAGCGUACCGCAAGUACAUGACCGUACCCGCCCGCCGAUCAAUCCCCAAUGUCACGCGCAGCACCGGGGUGCAGACGUCUCCUGACCUGAAGAAGCGCUACCAGACGUUCCCGUUCGAGCGCAAGAAAGGCCACACGUUUAAGCACGUGGCGGCUGUGGAAACAUACACAGGUCAGAAUAACGGCUUUGUUGUGGAAGUCAAACCGGCUGCGCAGCGAUGUUUCGAUGAGGACGCAGAAGAAGAGGGAGCCUGCGGGGGGAGCAGAGUUUGGCGGACCAAAGCACUGCUCCAUACUAACGAACGAAUAGCCACUGUGGAGCAGCAGACCAAACCUGAAGGCUUGUGUGAGGACGCGCUAAUGCCAAGUUGCGCCACCAACUCGGACUACCAGCUCUGUGGCGUAACAUCCAAAGCCGGCGGGGAAUUACAACAAAGAGAAAGACCGCCGCUCGAGCUGGAGGUGGGCUCGUCUCGAUCGAGAACCCUGCCGGACAGGGCCUCCAAAGUGACGGGGCCCAUCGCAUGGAACUCCCUCACGCAAGUGGAGUGCCUGGACAGUCUGUCGGCAAGGCACAAGCGCAAGAAAAGUCUGCAGUUCAAUGGGCUGCAGAGCGAGACAUUGCCGCGCACCGGCCGAGGCUGCGCAGCGCGGGCGCCGUGUCAUGCCGCGGACAAGCCUCAAGGGGCAGCGGUGUCAGACCAGGAGGCCUGUAAGCAAAUAGUGCCUAUGAAUCAGGAUGGUGACGUUAAAGCACAGCUUCAAGCCAUGGAGAAUCUUAUCAGCUCCAGCCAGGAAACCAUUAAGGUGCUGUUGGGGGUCAUCCAGGAACUGGAAAAGGGGGAGGCCCACAGAGAAGGGCUUUCCUAUCGCACCGGACAGGACACGGCCAACUGCGACACAUGCCGGAACAGCGCAUGCAUUAUUUACAGUGUGGAGCUGGACUUCAAGCAACAGGAAGACAAACUUCAGCCCCUCAUGAAACGGCUGUGCCCAUCGGACGACACGCACUUCCCCGCCCUGCCGUACCCCCACGAGGCCUUCACAUCCACGCCCAAGCGCAAGUCCAAAGCCGAGUCCAAGAAGCACGCUCGCUGGAGACUAUGGUUCAUGUGA
Molecule: messenger RNA, 1386 nt
Organism: Nerophis lumbriciformis (worm pipefish)
Lineage: Eukaryota; Metazoa; Chordata; Actinopteri; Syngnathiformes; Syngnathidae
Source: RefSeq, a predicted model, not a curated record